AUGCAGCCCAUCACCAUCUACGGCAAACAAGGCCCCAACCCGCCCAAAGUCCGCAUUCUGUGCGAAGAACUCGGCCUCCCCUACACACUCAUCGACACGCUCUUCUCGGAGGUGAAAACCCCCGCCUACCUGGCCAUCAACCCCAACGGCCGCAUGCCCGCCAUCGUGGACCCAAACACCUCGCUCACGCUGUGGGAAUCCGGCGCCAUCAUGCAGUACCUGAUCGACACGUACGACGUCGCGGGGCGCCUCAGCUUCGCCCCGGGCUCCAACGACGCGCACCUCGCCCGCCAGUGGCUGCACUUCCAGAACUCCGGCCAGGGCCCGUACUACGGGCAGGCCGUGUGGUUCACAAAGUACCACCCCGAGGUCGUCGAGUCGGCGCGCGCCCGGUACUGUCGCGAGAUUGAGCGCGUCACGGGGGUGCUGGACGGGCAUCUGCGGGCGCAGGAGGCAGGGGAGGACGGGGGGAAGUGGCUGGUGGGGGGCAAGUGUUCGUACGCGGAUUUGGCGUUUUUGCCGUGGCAGGUGUGGGCGGGCAAGGUGCUGGGGGACACGACGGAUUUGAGUGAGUUCACGGAAGUGGCGGCGUGGGUGGAGCGGAUGGGGGCGCGGGAGAAGGUGGCUAUUGCGUUUCCGGAGGCAAGCAGUGCGGCGAAGGAUGCGUAG
Molecule: messenger RNA, 669 nt
Organism: Boeremia exigua
Lineage: Eukaryota; Fungi; Ascomycota; Dothideomycetes; Pleosporales; Didymellaceae
Product: glutathione S-transferase-like protein
Exons: 1
Coding region: 1-669 (222 amino acids)
Source: RefSeq, a predicted model, not a curated record